CCCACUGAACCUAAGGACAGAGUUUCUCGAAAUUAGAAUUUUAAACGAUAAAAUGUAAUCAAACAUGAACCAUACAGUUUGGGCAAUCUCCUUUUUCCUUCUUUUAAUUAGAUCAUGAUUCAGAAUCUUUCCAGUUUGGUCAUGAAUUAGAAUUAUUUCAAUGGAGAAUUAGGAAAGUUGGAUCUUUUAGUCUUAUUUUGGGAAAUGGCGGAGAAGCUCGCGAUGAGAAGAAGGGUAGUGUUGGUUCCAGCUCCAGCACAAGGACAUAUAACUCCAAUGAUGCAACUUGCAAGGGCACUUCACUUAAAAGGUUUUUCAAUUACAGUCGCUCAGACCAAGUUCAACUACUUAAACCCAUCAACUGAUUUGUCUGAUUUUCAGUUUGUCACCAUCCCAGAGACCUUACCAGAGUCUGCUCUUAACAAUCUAGGACCAGUAAGGUUUCUGAUUAAGCUAGCUAAAGAGUGUUAUGUUAGCUUUAAGGAGUUGUUAGGUCAGUUGUUGGUUAAUGAAGAAGAGAUCGAUUGUGUUAUCUAUGACGAGUUCAUGUACUUUGUUGAACCAGCAGUUAAAGAGAUUAAGCUUCGUAGUGCUAUUUUAAGUACUACAAGUGCAUCAUCUUUUGAUUGUCGUUUCCUUAUGUGCAAACUCUAUGAUAAAGAUGGUUUGGCUCACCUUAAAGAGGGCGGUGGGCGAGAAGAGGAGCUAGUACCAGACUUACAUCCUAUACGGUACAAAGACCUGCCAACUAUAUUCUUUGCAUCAGCAGAGUGUUCAGUGGAGUCUUCAGUGGAGUUGUUUAAGAAUUCAUGUUAUAAAGGGACAGCUUCCUCUGUGAUAAUCAACACGGCGAGAUGUCUGGAGAUGUCAUCCUUGGAGCGGCUUCAAGAAGAACUAGAAAUUCCAGUGUAUCCUAUAGGGCCUCUUCACAUGGCGGUUACUGCUCCUCCGACGAGUCUUUUAGAAGAGAACGUGAGCUGCAUAGAAUGGCUAAACAAACAAAGGUCGAGCUCGGUGAUUUAUAUAAGUUUGGGAAGCAUGACUUCGAUGGAAACUAAAGAAGUGUUGGAAAUGGCUUCGGGUUUGGUUAGUAGUAACCAAAACUUCUUGUGGGUGAUCCGACCAGGCUCCAUUCGUGGUUCUGAAAUGUGUGAGGAAGGGUUGUUUAGUAAGAUGGUAACAUUGGAUCGAGGUUAUGUUGUGAAAUGGGCACCGCAGAAGCAAGUGCUUGCACAUUCUGCGGUUGGAGCGUUUUGGAGCCAUUGUGGAUGGAACUCGACUCUAGAAAGCCUUGGUGAAGGAGUUCCAAUGAUAUGUAGGCCUUUUACCACUGAUCAAAUGGGAAAUGCAAGGUACUUGGAAUGUGUGUGGAGAGUAGGGAUUCAAGUGGAAGGUGAGCUAGAGAGAGGAGCGGUCGAGAGAGCUGUGAAGAGGUUAAUGGUGGAUGAAGAAGGUAUUGAGAUGAGGAGAAGAGCUCUAAGUUUGAAAGAGAAACUCAAAGCCUCUGUUUUAGCUGCAGGCUCUUCACACAACUCACUUAAUGACUUCAUCAACACUUUGUGAAGUUAUGAAUCUCAUGUUCCAAUGGAAUUUGACCUCUAUGUAUUGGAUCUGACAUGCACGACAUUGGCAACCUCUGCAUCUUCCUAGGCACAAACGAGGCUUUUUGCGUCUCUACUUUGGAAGUUUUGGAUCGGGCUUUGGCUUCUACGACCUCGCCUCCCUCACUCUCUGUGACCUCACUGGUUCCGCCCCCAACUCUAUUCACUACAUGUGGCGUGCCCCUCUCCAGUAACUCUGUUGUAGCCUCUUUGUUAUUGCUUCUGAUUCUUCUUUCAUGUUUUUUGUUUUACGACUAAGUGGUGUUUUAGAGAAGAAUUUGUUCUUCUUUUUCAAAUUAAGUGAUGUUCAAGUUAAAAUCUAGCGGACCAAUUGUAUCUUCUUGAGUUUUAAAUGGGCUGUUUCGAGUA
Camelina sativa (false flax) is the source of this 1970-nucleotide messenger RNA. RefSeq names its product UDP-glycosyltransferase 76E7-like. Gene Ontology annotation, molecular function: quercetin 7-O-glucosyltransferase activity; quercetin 3-O-glucosyltransferase activity. Lineage: Eukaryota; Viridiplantae; Streptophyta; Magnoliopsida; Brassicales; Brassicaceae. The record is from RefSeq and is a predicted model, not a curated record.